Messenger RNA from Gymnodraco acuticeps, 3858 nucleotides. It is a transcript of the gene raver1, whose product is annotated as ribonucleoprotein, PTB-binding 1. The record is from RefSeq and is a predicted model, not a curated record. Bases 37 to 2289 code for a protein of 750 amino acids. Gene Ontology annotation, molecular function: RNA binding. The transcript has 15 exons. Lineage: Eukaryota; Metazoa; Chordata; Actinopteri; Perciformes; Bathydraconidae.
UUUUCAGACCGACAAAAACUUCCACCAAACAGAGUGAUGGCGGCCGUUGUGUCUGUUAGAACAGCUGCCAGAGAUGAGAGCACAGACACAGGUCUCAGUUUCGCCUCUCGUCCGCUUCACGAUAACUACGACCUCCCUGUGGAUGCGGGUCACGAAAGCUGGAUGUCCGGAGGAGACCACCGGUAUCAUGAACCCGGCGGAGAGGACUCACCGUCGGACCGCGACUGUCAGCGGAGGGUCGACGAGGACCUGACAUCACUGAGCCCCGAAGAGAUAGAGAGCCGCUUAGAGAGAACUCGCCGGGAGUUUUACAACCGUAGAAAAAUAAUAAUAAAGAAUCUACCCUCCGACGUUAGCAAUCAGGAGGUCCAUGAGCUGUUGGGCAACUAUGACUUGAAGUACUGCUUUGUGGAUAAAUACAAGGGCACAGCAUUUGUGACACUUCUCAAUGGGGAACAGGCACAGUGUGCUAUCAAAGACUUCCACCAGCAUGUGCUACGGGACCGGGAGAUCUCUGUGCAGCUGCAGCCAACAGACGCUCUGCUGUGCAUCGCCAACCUGCCCCGCGCCUUCACCCAGCAGCAGUUUGAGGAGUUGGUGCGGCCCUUUGGUAACCUGGAGCGCUGCUUCCUGGUGUACAGCGCCUCCACGGGGCACUCCAAGGGCUAUGGCUUUGUGGAGUACAUGAAGAAGGACUCUGCUGCCAGGGCCAAGUCGGAGCUGUUGGGAAAGCAGCUGGGCUCCCGCAUGCUGUACGUCCACUGGACUGAAGUGGGCUCCCUCACAUAUCCACUGCUGAACUCCAAGUGUCUCUGUGUGGACCGUCUGCCCCCCAGCCUGCUGACAGCCCAAGACCUCCGCAAUGCCCUGGCUGACACCCAUGCGCCAGUCUUCUGCCAGUUGGCUCAGGGACAAGAUGGAAGUUUUCGUCGGUUUGCGGUCUUAGAGUUUCCCUCAUCUGAGAUGUCAGAGGAGGCGCAGCGCCUGUCUGACGGCAGGCUGCUCGGUGGGACAAACAUCAGGGUGUCCUUCUGUGCCCCUGGGCCUCCUGGAAGAAGCAUGUUGGCUGCUCUGAUCGCUGCCCAAACCAUGGCUGUGAAUAGGGGUAAAGGUCUCCUCCCUGAUCCCACAGCCAUGCAGAUACUAACAGGCUUGAAUAACCCUGCCACCCUCAAGAUGCUGCUCAACCCGCUGUCACAGGGGCCCAAACAAGGCCUCCUCGGGGCAGCUCCCACAAUGCCCCUGCUGGCAAACCCCGCCCUCUCCGCCGCCCUGCUCCAGCUGCUCCUUCAGAACCAGGCCAAGGUGCAGCAGCAAGUCUUUCUGGGAAAUCAUCUUCUUUGGGCUCAGGUGCUGCACAAUAAAGAAAACCCUCUAGUCCCUUGUGCAGGACUCAUCGGGGAGAAUCCUCUGGCCGCUCUGCCUGUCCAGCAGGGAGUCCAUCUGCUCGGAGACCUGCCCCAAGGUCUUGGUCUUCAAACGGAUCCUAUGGGCUCCCUGAAGUCAAUGCAACAUGGCAGAUCCCUGGCAAGGGAGCAGGAGUCCCCCACAGCAAUGUGCACCUUCCCCCAGACUUCCUCUCCCACCCUGCAGGGCAUCUCCAUGCCCCUGAUGGGUGGCAUGAUGGGAGCAGAUGGCCUCACAGCACAAGGGGUAUCUCUACUGGGAGACCCUCCAAAAGAUGUGAACCAUCCCCAGAGUGCCUUCCUCGGUGUCAACAGUGGUUUUCCCUCAGUAGAAAGCUGCAGACCUCACCCCUAUAGGAAAAGACCCACUCUAAGUAAUGUGUCCAACCAUCACACAUAUCAGAGCUUACAGCCAAAUUACAACCUGCGCUACCAGGACUCCUACAGCCCCGAGUACCCUCCUCUCCACCAGGAUCCUCUGGCCCACCUGUAUGAACUGCAGGAGAACCUUGAUACUGGAGCUUUGGCUGGAUUUCGUCAGCAGCUUCCCCGUCACCCUGACUACAGUGAGCGGUUCCCCCCCUACAGUUACCCUCCCAGUGAACCCAUGUCCCCCUACUACAGCUCGGGGCCGGAGGACAGAAACCUUCCAACCCCCCAUCUCAACAGGGCUGUGGGAAUGCCUCCUGCGAGCCACGCCACAGACUUCCCCCCAGGCCUGAGCAAUGCUGCCAAGACUCCUAUUGGUGGCCACAAGCGUGUGUUCUCCCGGCUGAUCCCAUCUCCGGAGCCGAGCCCUGAAGGGGGCUACGUGGGCCAGCAUUCUCAGGGCCUUGGGGGCCACUAUGCAGACUCCUACCUGAAGCGAAAGCGUAUAUUUUAGGUACAGCUGAAUGCUUCUUGCUGUAGGAGUAGCCAAUCAGCAGCCAGGACACAAUGGCAUCUCCUCCGCUCUCCUUUGAACUUUAUAGCGUGGUGUUCCUUGGAUUUGUCUCUGUACUCCUGAGGGACCCCUGGAGGGUCGGGGAGUGCAGCCUGUUGCUAUCUGGACAGUUGUGUCACUUCAUUAGAAUUCUUGGUGGUUGUAUUUUUUUCUGUUGUGUAUAUAUGAUUUUAGUGUGUUGGUAAAUUUUAAGUUUUUACUUUUUUCCUUAUUUUUAAAAUUUGACUUUUAAUUUCCUGUUGAAAAACGUGUACAGUGAAAAAAAAAAAAGGUUAACCAGGAAAUGGAAGUAUUUUCUCUUGAUCAUUUUUAUUCCUGUGAGUGUGCCAUAUUAGCAGAGCUACAUAUAGUUUGGCCAGUUUUCAAUGGUGGCCAGAGGCUGCUUUUCAUAAUGUAAAGUGAGGCUGUCCACAAUUUCCGUAAAGGGACUUCGUUGUAUUUAAAAACAAGCUUUAAUUCAAAAGUUUACUUUUUUCUUUAAACAGCUUUCCUAAUUCCAUGUAAAACGUUCAGUAGUUUGUUUAUAGAGAUGGUGUUUUUUCUUUUUUCUCCUUUCACAGGGUUGUAUAUUUUGCUUUAUUACUCUUUCUGGAUCCAGGCCUUAUUUCAUUGGUUAACAUACAGCUCUCCAUCCACCAAUGACAGCUGUAUGUACCAGCCUGUGUAUAAUGACACUGAAGCUUUUUACCCUUCUGGCAUAUUUUCUCAAGCCUAAUCUUUUCCACGUUGUUUGUCCUUUGAUUCACACCCUCCAACUUGUUUACGGAGUCUGUUCUCUACACUGGUUGAGUGAUGCACUUGGAGGUCACAAUCCUAUCUGUUCUCACCGCUAUAAGAUGCCAUUCUUAAGUCUUCUCUCACCCGUAUGUCCAGGAGUUAAAUGUUUUCUGUUUGUAUGAGUUCUGGUUUAUAAAGUCUAAAUUCCAAACGCCACAUCUCUGGUUGAGUUGAUGGGCCGGUGGACAUGUGCCAUUCCUUUGAGUCUUAAGAUGUACUAAUGGAAGCUAGUAAUUGGUCAGUGACAUGGCUGUCUGUUUUUCUUUUUUCUCUUUUUUUUUAAUCUAUCUGGUUGACAGUUUGAUUGUGAAAACCCCAUUACCUCUGACUUCUGCUAGGAAAUGCAGCUACACUUGAGCCUUAACAGUGUUUUCUGUGACAUCAUCCUGCCCUGUGUUGGCUUACAUCUUACCAUUUCUGUGUUUUUUGCUGUGUAAAUAGUUAAGCUUGAUACUUUUCCAGAGUCCAAAACUUUUGUUUUUCUUAAAUCAUACCUGCCUCUGGUCUGGUGUUUUGAAUGAAUUUGCUGCUCCUCGUGUUUUUGUUGUUUGGCUGUAUGUGGGACAGCUGAGUGGCGCCACAGCAGGCCGCCCAUGUUGUGUAUGGACCAAGAGAUACUGUGUACGUACUGUAUGAUCAUUUAUUUUGAUUCUACCAUCUUCUCAUCUGUACUGCCAUUGUUGUCUCUGUAUGUGUGUGAUGAGAGCAAGUAAAUGUUAUUUAAACCUUUAA